CCGGCCUCGACAGGACAGGUGGAUGGAUUCAGCGUGCGGAGAUCGAUCCCGACUUUUCGGGCUUUUAGGUUGCCUUGUCCCCUAACCCUCGGGGCUUUUGUCCCCCCUCCCGAUGUGUCCAACCAAUGAGCGGACUUACAUAUUUCCCGACAGCCAGCAUUGGCAUCCACAUUGCCGAGCAUCCAUCUACACUACACCACAGCCAGUCUGUCUGUCCUUGGCCAGCGGGCAUCUGGCAACAGCGAACAACACCAAGCCUCCUUCUACCUUACAAGGCUUCUCGUCAUCAUCAAUACCUAAGUACCAACCUGUAGAUACCUACCUCUAAUCGCCCGCCAUGGCCGCUAUACCCCCCGCCGCCGCCCUCGACACUGCUGGCCCAACUGGCUCGGAGGAGAUCCAUGUCGCCCCAUCACUCCCACUCACCCAGAAGCUCAAGUACGGCGCAUUGGCUUACGGCAUCACCAAGCUCAUCAAGACUCCACUCAACUUGAUCACGGCCAUCAAGACCGACUACUUGGGCUCAUCCCCUACCAACCCGGAUAUCAUCAAGGCGUAUCCUUCAAGACCGCAGUUGCCCGUUCGGGUAUUCCUCCCCAAAUCACACUCGGGCGAAGAUGGUCCAUGUCCCACAAAACUACCCACCUUACUCACCAUCCACGGCGGCGGCUUCGUCCUCGGCUCACCCUACGACAACGACAGUUGGAACCGGCGCUUUGUCCAACUUGCCCAAGAAGGCGACACUCCCUUUUGCGUAAUCGCCCUCGACUACCGCAAAGCCCCUUCCUACCCAUUCCCAACAGCAAUCCACGAUCUCGAAGCCGUCAUUCUGGACCUUUUCAAGUCAGAUGACCUGCCCGGCAUCGACCUCAACCGCGUCGCCAUUGCGGGGUGGAGCGCCGGCGGGAACUUGGCCUUGGCCGUCUCGCAAUUACCAAACAUUCGCCCACUACUCAAGGCUGUGGUGCCCAUGUACCCCGUGCUGGACUUUGUCACGCCUUCGGAGACCAAAGCGACAAAAUCGAGACGGUAUAAACCGGCGCUGGGCGGGUUUAGGGGAAAAGACACGGAUUUCUUGAUGGGCUUGUCGGGCAUGUUUGAUUGGGCUUAUGUUUCCCCCGGGCAAAAGAUGGGGGAUCCGUUGUUGAGUCCGGUUUAUGCUGUCAGUGUGGAAGAAGCAACCGCAGAAGGGGCGGAAAAGGUAGUAGUAGUAAAGGGAAGGGAAAAGUUUCCUGCGAAUGUGUUUGUGAUUGCUUGUGAGCUGGAUAUGUUGGGGGGCGAGGCGUGGCGGAUGGCGUGCAAGUUGGGAGGGAAAAAGGUGCCGGGGGUGGAGGACAUGUUGGGGAGGGAAGAGGUGGGUGAGGAAAAGGGAAAGUUGGAGUUGGAGGAUGAGAGGUUUCAUUGGCGGGUGGAAGUGGACGAAGGGCAAGUGAAGAGGAGAUAUAGGUGGUUGUUGGUGCCGGAUGCGAUUCAUGGGUAUGAUCAGGAUGGCGUGGGGCGGUUUGGGGAUGAGGAGCUGGUGAGGGAUGGGAUGGAGAAGAGGGAGGAGGUUAUGAAGAUUAUUAGGGGGUGGUUGAUGGAUGGGGUUCUAUGAGGCGUUUACCUAGGGUAUGGUUCUAUCCUGUGUUUAUCUUCCGCGAAUAGGUAGGUAGGAAACGUUGUUUUUGUUCUUGCUUGCUCAACCAGCAUCAAUUCCAGACGUCGUCCUGAGUAUUCGGUUGCCCACGUUUCAAUUCGAAUAUCCCAGGAGAGACUAUCAUCGGCACUGCAAUGAUACCCGCAUCCAGAGUCUAGACAAAUCGCAAUAUCCGGGUAACGUUGC
This is a messenger RNA of Neurospora crassa OR74A, 1822 nucleotides long. RefSeq names its product alpha/beta hydrolase fold protein. Gene Ontology annotation, molecular function: hydrolase activity. The transcript is spliced from 3 exons. Lineage: Eukaryota; Fungi; Ascomycota; Sordariomycetes; Sordariales; Sordariaceae. The record is from RefSeq and is a predicted model, not a curated record. Bases 338 to 1594 code for a protein of 418 amino acids.